UUGCUACUAAAUAUUCCAUGGUCAACUGUUAGUGGUAUUAUAACAAAGUGGAAGCAACUGGGAACAGCAACUCAGCCACAAAGUGGUAGGCCAUGUAAAAUGACAGAGCAGGGGCUCAGCACAUGAUGAAGCGCACAGUGCGCAGAAGUUGCCAAUAGCUAAAGACCUCCAAACUUCAUGUGGCCUUCAGAUUAGCACAACAACAAUGCAAAGAGAGCUUCAUGGAAUGAGUUUCCAUGGCCGAUCAGCUGCAUCCAAGCCUUACAUCACCAAGUGCAAUGCAAAACAUUGGAUGCAGUGGUGUAAAGCACUCCGCCACUGGGCUCUAGAGCAAUGGAGACAUGUUCUCUGGAGUGGCCAAUCAUGCUUCUCAGUCUGGCAAUCUGAUGGAUGUGCCUGGGUUUGGCAAUUGCCAGGAGAACGGCACUUGCCUGACUGCACUGUGCUAAGUGUA
Messenger RNA from Staurois parvus, 454 nucleotides. Lineage: Eukaryota; Metazoa; Chordata; Amphibia; Anura; Ranidae. The record is from the annotation of a GenBank genome assembly.